Rotaria sp. Silwood1 is the source of this 345-nucleotide messenger RNA. The record is from the annotation of a GenBank genome assembly. NCBI's taxonomy places the organism in Eukaryota, Metazoa, Rotifera, Eurotatoria, Philodinida, Philodinidae.
AUGGUUAGUGUCAACACGAUUCAAUCAGGCACUGUUUUUGCAUGGUUUAUGUUUAUGAUGAUUAUGCAACGUAUUGUAAUGUUGGUUGUAGCUGGCAUAGCAGGACGUGGUAGAUCAUUUUCACCAGGUUCUCGAGUUCCUGAAGAUAAAAUUUUGAAGAGAGGUCAGGUGGAUACUUCGACGACAGAAAAUACUCAUAUAGAAUUUACUAAGGACGUACGUGUCAAUAAAACCAUCAGCAAUGAUACAGAAAAUGAUAUGUAUUUUUUAAUACUUCUAUUAGCAACUGCCAUCUUCUCUGAUACAAAAGCUGUGACUGUACAAGAACAAUUGUGUAUGGUUUGA